This is a messenger RNA of Cucurbita maxima (winter squash), 2230 nucleotides long. Its product is annotated as transcription factor MYC4-like. Bases 201 to 2045 code for a protein of 614 amino acids. Gene Ontology annotation, molecular function: DNA-binding transcription factor activity; transcription cis-regulatory region binding; protein dimerization activity. The transcript has a single exon. Gene Ontology annotation, biological process: regulation of DNA-templated transcription. NCBI's taxonomy places the organism in Eukaryota, Viridiplantae, Streptophyta, Magnoliopsida, Cucurbitales, Cucurbitaceae. Gene Ontology annotation, cellular component: nucleus. The record is from RefSeq and is a predicted model, not a curated record.
UUUCUCUCUCUAAACUAAAAUUCAACUAAAAUAAAUGAUAAUAUCAGACGCAGCCCAAAUUUUGUCUCCCUCCAAUCCCUAACACCAUUUAUUUUCUGCCUCUAUCAGCUUAGCCGCGGGAACCGUACGGUAAUUUCACCACUUCUUCGGUGACAAUCCGGCGAAUCUGAUUCGAUACUGGACUCCGAUCAGUGUAUGGAAUGACAGACUACCGAGUGCCACCGGCGAUGAAUCUCUGGGCGGAUGAGAACGCGUCGAUGAUGGACGUGUUCACAAGCACCGAUCUGAGUUCCUUAUGGGUUACGCCGCCGCUGCCGCAGCCACAGCCGCAGUCGCAGCCGCUUUAUUCCUCUGUUUCCACGGCGAUUGAACCAAGUAAACCCGUCGGUCAAGAGCCGCCGCCGCCGUCCUUAGCGGUUUUCAACCAGGAGACUCUGAUGCAGCGCCUCCAAGUGCUGAUUGAAGGCGCUCAAGAGAGCUGGACUUACGCUAUCUUCUGGCAAUCUUCGUACUACUCCGGUAGUAACCUCUUAGGGUGGGGCGAUGGAUACUACAAAGGCGAAGAAGAUAAAGAGAAAGCUAAAUCGAGCACCUCAAAAACAGAGCAAGAGCGCCGGAAGACGGUACUUCGCGAACUCAACUCUCUCAUUUCUGGUUCCCCUGCCUCCGAUGACGACGCCGUCGACGAGGUCGUCACCGACACCGAGUGGUUCUUCUUGGUGUCGAUGACUCAAUCGUUCGUCUCCGGUGUCGGAUUACCGGGACAAGCAUUUUUCGAUUCGAACCCUAUUUGGAUUAGCGGUUCCGAUCGGCUUGCGAGCUCGUUCUGUGAACGAGCUCGUCAGGGUCAGAUUUUCGGAUUGCAAACAAUGGUUUGUAUUCCGUUGGUGAACGGCGUUGUUGAAUUAGGGUCGAGCGAUUUGAUUUUCCUGAACUCUGAUCUGAUGAAUAGGGUUAGGGUUUUGUUUAAUUUCAAUAAUCUGGAGGCGGAGACUUGGCCAAUUAGUGGCGAGAAUGACCCGUCGCUUUGGAUCACUGAGCCAUUAUCAAACGCCAUUGAAAUUAAGGACGCCAUUGAAACUCCAAGUUCUUCUGUUCCUCCUCCGCCUCAAAAGAGUAACCGGCAGCCGCAGCCGGUUCAGAAACAGAGCUUCUUAACCCCCAAGGAAUUGAACUUCUCUGAAUUUGGGUUUGAGAAUGGCAGCUUGAAGGCGGAAUCCGGGGAGAUUCUUAAUUUUAGUGGCACCAAGAGGAAUUCUCACCCCAACACAGACAACAUCUUGCCUUCCGGCAACCCGGGCGGCAGCGAUGAGAACAAGAAGAAGACAUCCAGUAACGAAGAGGGGAUGCUUUCUUUUACAUCUGGUGUGAUUCUUCCAUCCUCUGGCACCGCAAAAUCGACCGGUUGCAUUGUCGAUUCCGACCACUCCGACCUCGAAGCAUCGGUGAUCCGUGAGGUGGAGAGUAAUAGAGCGGUGGAGCCGGAGAAACGGCCGCGAAAACGAGGUCGAAAACCAGCAAAUGGUAGAGAAGAACCAUUGAAUCAUGUUGAAGCAGAGAGGCAGAGAAGAGAAAAACUAAACCAAAGAUUCUAUGCUCUUAGAGCUGUGGUUCCAAAUGUAUCAAAAAUGGACAAAGCUUCACUUCUUGGCGAUGCUAUUUCUUACAUUAAUGAGCUCAAAGGGAAGCUUCAAGCUGCAGAAUCAGAUAAGGAGGAGCUACAAAAGCAAUUGGAUUCAGUGAAGAAGUUCAUAUCAAGCUCAGAUCAAGAGGUAAAAGCGUCGAAUUACGGCAUCGAAACCGAUAUCGACGUGAAGAUAAUCAGCUGGGACGCGAUGAUCCGGAUCCAAUCUAGUAAGAAGAACCAUCCCGCUGCACGGCUGAUGGCGGCAUUGGAGGAACUUGAUUUGGAUAUCAGCCAUGCGAGCAUUUCAGUUGUGAAUGAUUUGAUGAUCCAACAAGCAACUGUGAAGAUGGGCAGUCGGUUGUACACUCAGGAGCAGCUCAGGAUAGCUCUGUCGUCGAAAAUGGGCACUGCUCGGUAGCUCCCUAGCUCGGUAGCCAUUGUUGGGUUAGAAGAGCUCCAUCCAAGCUCUGUAAAAUACUGUUCUUUACUUGUUCUUAGGUAGAUGAUUCACAUGAAGAAGACAGAAGAAGGUAGUGGCUUUGCUUGGCUCCAUUCACGUGAAUAGUUAAAACAACUUUCAAUUAUUGUAUAUAUACAAAGCCA